AUGAACCGCUUCGUAGACAUCUACAGCGGCUCGGGCGACCAGCUCGCGCAGCUCGGCGGCGACGGCAUCACAGCGGUACCUGCCGUGUCGGUCUUCCAUCGCAGCAAGAACUGGGUUGCGGCCGGUACGGCGAGUGGAAAGCUUUGUUUGUGGAUGUGA
This is a messenger RNA of Aspergillus melleus, 159 nucleotides long. RefSeq lists its product as uncharacterized. Gene Ontology annotation, molecular function: protein binding. The record is from RefSeq and is a predicted model, not a curated record. The coding region runs from base 1 to 159 and encodes 52 amino acids. NCBI's taxonomy places the organism in Eukaryota, Fungi, Ascomycota, Eurotiomycetes, Eurotiales, Aspergillaceae. The transcript has a single exon.